AUGCUCAAGAAGAUAUUCUGCCGUGCCGCAAGCGCUCUCCAUCUCGAUGGACACCAUCCACCACCCACAUCUGAAGAACAUACAAUGACUAUCCAAAGCACCGUGAAAGUUGGCAACACUACUCUCGCCAAGAUCGGCCAUGGACUCAUGACCAUGACCUGGGUCCCCACUCAAGUUCCCGACGACGUUGCAUUCGAAGCUAUCAAAACCAGCUUGGACGCCGUUCCAGCCGGAGUCAAGAUGCUUUUGAACGCCGCCGAAUUCUAUGGCGAACCCCAUGAUUUCACUGCCAAUCUCGAUCUGGUGGCGCGCUUCUUCGAGAAGUAUCCCUCCUACGCCGACAAGGCCUUCCUUUCUGUCAAGGGAGGAACGAAAGAAAACGCCUACGCCCCAGACAACUCCGCCGAGAACCUGAGACGCAGCGUCGACAAUUGCUUGAAGCACCUCCGGGGAGCAAAGAAGAUUGAUCUUUUUGAACCAUGCCGCAUUGACAACAAGUAUCCAGUUGAGGACCAAAUUCGUGCACUCGCUGCAUUGCAGAAGGAAGGCAAGUUCGGCUACAUCGGCCUUUCUGAGUGUAGCGCGGCUUCUCUAAGGAGGGCACAGGCGGUCGCACCAAUCACUAUGGUUGAAAUAGAAGUCAGCCCCAUUGCCUACGAAGAGGAAACCAAGAAAGUAAUCGCAACUUGCGCCGAGUUCGGUAUCAUCAUCGAGGCCUACUCGCCAAUGGGCAAGGGACUCCUUACGGGAGCUAUUACCAAGCUGGAAGACCUUCCUGCCGGAGACCACCGAAGCCGAUUCUCCCGUUUCACACCCGAGAACUUCGAGCAUAACUCCAAGAUAGUGAAUGCCUUCAACUCCAUCGCUGCUUCUAAGGGUGUCACGCCCGCCCAGCUAUCCAUUGCCUGGGUCAGCUCGAAGGGACCUCACAUCAUCCCCCUGCCCGGCUCCUCCAAAAAGUCCCGAACGGAGGAGAAUCUCGCGGCCUGCGAUAUCAAGCUCACUGAGGCGGAGAUCGCCCAAAUCGAUGCGGCGGUGACGGCCACUCCCGUUAAGGGCGGCCGUGCUGUUGAUGGGUUGGAGUCCGUUUUCAUGCUCUGGGGAUGA
Cyclocybe aegerita is the source of this 1107-nucleotide messenger RNA. NCBI's taxonomy places the organism in Eukaryota, Fungi, Basidiomycota, Agaricomycetes, Agaricales, Hemipholiotaceae. The record is from the annotation of a GenBank genome assembly.